Molecule: messenger RNA, 3664 nt
Organism: Aedes albopictus (Asian tiger mosquito)
Lineage: Eukaryota; Metazoa; Arthropoda; Insecta; Diptera; Culicidae
Gene: SMC5
Product: structural maintenance of chromosomes protein 5
Exons: 7
Coding region: 302-3415 (1037 amino acids)
Biological process (GO): double-strand break repair via homologous recombination
Cellular component (GO): nucleus; Smc5-Smc6 complex
Molecular function (GO): ATP binding; single-stranded DNA binding; ATP hydrolysis activity
Source: RefSeq, a predicted model, not a curated record
CGCGCUUGUUGCGAACAAAGUAAACACAGACUUCCGCGGAAGUGUUUCGCAAAUAAUAUUCUUGUUUUCUGCGUGAUUUUUUCGUUGAUUUGAAAGUUUUCAAAUUUUAUUCGACAAUAAUUCGGUAGUUUUGUGCGUGAUUUCUAUAAGUUUAAGUUUUAUCGACAGUAUUACAGUGUUACUACGCUUUUUCGGUGGUAACUGCUGAAUGUGAGCGUAAUUUGAUUCUGAAUUCUGCAUCCCAAAGAAGGCACCCGGCUUCCGACGACGGCCCAUCCGAAAAUACCACCGAAGCGCGCUGAUGGCAGACUCCCUGAAAGGAAAGAUUAAAUCCGUCGCAGUCAAGGAUUUCGUGACUUACGACGUCGUGAUAUUCUAUCCGGAUGAGCACCUGAACAUCAUAAUCGGUCCCAAUGGAACGGGCAAAUCCACUAUCGUGGCCGCGAUUGUCCUGGGGAUGGGAGGCAACUGCAAGCUGCUGUCUCGUUCCGGGAAUAUCGAAGAUUACAUCAAAAACGGUAAGGAAGUAGCCAAGAUAGAGGUGGCCCUGUACAAAAACUCCCGUGGGGACGUAAUGAGCUUCAAUCGAACGUUCAACCGGAGCGGAAUGGAUCGGUUCGAAGUGGACGGUACCAAAGUGUCGCACAAGGAGUUCCUCAAGCGGGUCAAAGAACUCAACAUCCAAAUCGAUAACCUGUGCCAGUUCUUGCCGCAAGACCGCGUUCAGGAUUUUACCAAAAUGAACUCCCGGGAGCUGUUGAUGAAUACGCAGGCUUCCGUUUGCCGGCCGGAGAUGACAGAGCUGAUGGAUCAGCUGCUGGAAAAGCGAAACCAGCAGAAGGCGGUUGCCAAGUCCAGUUCGGACAAUUUGACCAAACUGCGGGAAGCCGAGGCGAAAAACGAGGAACUGCGCGUUCAGAUUGAGAACAUGAAGGUCCGGAAGCAGUACGAGAAGGAGGUGGAGGUUUGCAAUGCGCGUAAGGCGUGGCUGGAGUAUGAGCAAAUUUUCCUCGAUUUCAACUCUACGAAGGACGAUCUGCAGCUGGCGAAAACGAACAUGAAUGAGAAACAAAAACGGCUCGAUCCGCUCAAAUCCAAAGCGGCCAAACUGGACAAAGUCAAAGGAGAGCUUAACGAUAAGAUUAAGUCCGAGCAGACGGAGAUUCAGAAACAUGCCGGUCAGCUGCGACAGAUGGAAACAAGAACUGAACAGCUGGAGGAUUCCAUCAUGAAGGCGAAACGCGACCUUCAGGAUUCCAUUGCGCAGGCAGCCGAUCGGGAAAAUCAGUUGGCGCAAGCCAAAGAAACCCUCUCGAUUUUGGUUCAGGAUUGUAAGAACGCCAUGGAAGAACUUGGCUCCGAGCCGGUACAGGAACAGAAAAAGCGUGAACUGAACGGAAAAAUUGAUAAACUCAAGCGAGAGUCUGAUCUGCUGAUCAGUAGACGCAAUGAUUUGAACAUGAAAAUCGACACCGAGCUCAAGCCGGAGAUGGUGAGCAUCCAGAGGCGGAUCGAAACCCUGGAAAACGUCGGACAAGUCAAGAUGCGGCUGCUGCAGUCGCAGUUCGAAAGUGCCUACCACGCAACUCUGUGGUUGCGCGACAACCAGCAUCUAUUCCGGGGGAAAAUCUACGAACCGAUGAUCCUGGAACUGAACGUGCCAAAUAGCGAAAAUGCCAAGUAUUUGGAAAACACCAUCGCCAAGCGGGAUCUGAUUGCGUUCACCUGUGAGGAUCGGGACGAUAUGGCUCUGUUUUUGCGCAAAGUGCGCCAAGAGAUGAAGCUGGAAGGGGUUAAUGUGGUGUUUUCGGAGCCCUCGGAUAGACUGAUGUAUCAAUCCCGAUUACCGAUUCAAAAUUUAGAGCGCUACGGUUUCCAUUCCUACCUAAUAGACAUGGUCGAGGCACCUUUCCCGAUUCUGAACUAUCUGUGUAAAUCGUUCCAACUGCACAACGUCCCCGUUGGUGCCAACGACUCCACCAAGUACGCCUCCCAAAUGCCGGACGAAAUCCGGUUGUUUUUUACUCCGUCGCAUCGGUUCUCCGUGAUCAAAUCACGCUACACCGGGGAGAAAAGUUCCCGAUCGGAUGAGAUUCACUCCCACAAUCUGCUGAACAAGAACGUCGAUCCGGCAAUGCUGGAGGAACGCAAACGGGCCCUCCAACGUCUGGUGAAAGAAUGCGACAAGAUUCGGAACCACCGGAAUGAGGUUGAAGCUGACAUUACGAGAUUGCAGGGACAGUCCUCGGAGCUGACCAAGCUGCGUAGGGAGGUCGAGGAAAAGUUUUCCCGGUAUCAGAAUUGUAAGCUCAAAACCAAACGGCAAGAGCAGAAGUGUACGGAUUUGGCUAAGCGACAGGUGGACAUCAGCGCAGAAAAGGCUAAAUUCAAGCAGUUCUGUGCGAAAACGAUUUCCGAUAUUCUAAAGUUGCAGGGUAAAAAGGUCGACGAGUUGGAUUUGUACGUGGACGCAACGGUCAAACAUGAGGCGUACAAGCAAAAACUGACGAUAUUCUUGAACAAAAACGCCGACCUAGAGGGAGAAAUCCGUUCGGCAGAAGAUGCGGUCGAUUCUGCUAAGCAAAGUUACGAGUCGGUUCAGAGGCGCUAUGAAGAGAUUAAGGAAAAGGUGAAACGAAAACUGACCUUUGCGAAGGGACUGACUAACAACACAACACCUCAGAAUGAGAACUUCCUUUAUAAGAAAGAAUUUCGGAAAUUGCCUACUUCACUGGAAGACCUGGUCAAUCACAUGGAAGAGAUUCAGGCACGUAUCGAGUGUAUGUCCCGAGACAAUGGAAACAUCUUGGAGGAGUACGAAGCUCGGUGUCGACAGAUAGAAACGCUGAGGGAAGCAAUCGGUGACUCAACAAAGAGCACAGAUGCUUUGGAAGCUGAACUGCAGAAGCUACAUGAUCGUUGGUAUCCGGAAAUUAGCCGGGUGGUGGACAUUAUCAAUGGGAAUUUUUCGCGGUUCAUGAGCAGUAUGGGUUUCGCUGGCGAGGUAGAAAUCGUCACAAAAGGAGAGCGUGAUUACGACGAAUACGGCAUCCAGAUCCGCGUCAAGUAUCGCAACACGGAAAAACUCCAGGCACUCGACCGGCACGUGCAAUCGGGUGGCGAGCGGGCCGUUGCCAUCGCCACCUACACCCUGUCGCUGCAGCACAUCACGCAUGUGCCAUUCCGCUGCGUGGACGAAAUCAACCAGGGCAUGGACCCGCGCAACGAGCGCAAGGUGUUCGAAAUGUUGGUCGAUGAAACAUGCCGCUCCGGCCAGUCGCAGUACUUUUUCGUAACUCCCAAGCUUCUACCGAACCUGAAGCACAAUGAUCUGAUGAGUGUAUUCAUCGUUCACAACGGGAAGUUUAUUACGGAUUCUCACGUGUUCGUUCGUGACCAGCUACAGGAAUGUUAGAGAUGUUAAAAAAAAUGACGAGCAUCUCCACUGGGUGAUUGAAUUCCUUCCUACCCUACUUAGUCAAAGUCGUACAAACGUUAAGUAUUUUUCAUGUUAUCUUUUAACUUCUAUUUCCUGUUUAGACCUGACUAGAGUGCAACUUUGUUUUUCAUUCCAUCAGCGUAUUAAUCGAUGCGCUUGUUUCUAUGUAAGAUCAUCAUCACAAAAGCCAAAAAAAUUAAAACUUCACUACGUGAAAUUAUUAUA